AAGCUGCACUUCCUCAUUGCCUAGAUACACUCGUCAAGCACACACGAAGAAACAAGGCUGUGCAUUGUUUUGAUUUUAUACUGGUCAGUGUAUCUGGGAGGUACAAAAACUCAAAUACAGCAUAGGCUUGCGCACAUACAACACUGAAUAGGAUAAAUAUUCAAUAUCGAAAAGGAAUACAAUUUAACGUUACACUGUUGCUGUUUUGAAGAACAGCCGAUCAAUUCAACAGAUUACUGAUGUGUGACCUCAGCAUGGACAAAGUGGCCCCCUUGUCCACUGGCUAUCGCUCCAGCCUCAAGCGGCAGGCAGCGUUCGAUCUUUUUGAAGAUCCCAUGUCUCUGUUCUCGGGAUACUUCCUCCCCUCAGACGAUGAGCAGUCUUUUCAGGAGGUGCCCUCUGGCUUCAACUGUGUCUCACAUGACAUGGGCCCUUGCUCUGUUCCACUUUUGACCCCGUGCAGUAAGGCAGUGAUGAGUCAGGCCUUGAAGGACAGCUUCAGUGGCUUCUCCAAGGUCCAACGCUGCUGUGGCAUCUCCAACAACCCCCAUAAGUGGACCAAGCAGCACGUGAUGCAGUGGCUCCACUGGGCAGCCAGUGAGUUCAGCCUGGCCAACGUCCACUUCUUUAAGUUUGACAUGAACGGCCAGGAGCUGUGUGACCUGGGCAAGGAGAGCUUCCUGGACCUGGCCCCAGACUUUGUGGGCGACAUCCUGUGGGAGCACCUGGACCAGAUGAUGAAAGAAUGUCGAGAGAGAGAAGAAUCCAAAAGCCUCAGCAGUGUUGUGCCCUCAGUAACCAACUGGAUGAGCUCUGUCGGCUUCAGUCUGGAGGAGACCCAGUGUGCCCUGCAGGUGCCUGACAACAGCGGUAGUCUGCUGAGAGAACUGUUUGAGACUGCGGACAAGACUACCCUGCUGACCCGAGAUCAGGAGUUCUCCAUGUUCUCUAAGCCCCAACUGAGCACGGUCAAUGUCAGCUACCUCAGGAGCAACCCAGACGCAGGGCAACUCUGCAAAGCCUUCUCGCCCCAGGACCAGAGUUUGUGUUCAUUGGAGAGCAUGGACAGCUUUGAGGGGCCAGAGUCCAUGCUGCAAUCCUGGGGUAGCCAGUCUUCCCUGGCGGACAACCAGAGGGUGCCGUCCCACGACAGCUUUGAGGACGAGUGCAACAGCAGCACCCUGAGCCUGGGGAAUCAGGGCCUAUCCUUCAAGGACUACGUCCAGGAGAGGAACGAGCCUGUGGAACUGGGAAAGCCUGUCAUACCUGCUGCCGUGCUGGCUGGCUUCACUGGAAGCGGUCCUAUCCAGCUGUGGCAGUUCCUGCUGGAGCUCCUGACUGAUAAGAGUUGUCAGGCCAUCAUCAGCUGGACCGGAGACGGCUGGGAGUUCAAACUCACUGACCCAGAUGAGGUGGCUAGACGCUGGGGCCGCAGGAAGAACAAGCCCAAGAUGAACUACGAGAAGCUGAGCCGUGGCCUGCGAUACUACUACGACAAGAACAUCAUCCACAAGACCUCGGGCAAGCGAUACGUCUACCGCUUCGUCUGUGACUUGCAGAAUCUUCUGGGCUACUCGGCUGAAGAGCUCCACAUCAUGCUAGGGGUCCAGCCUGACACUGAGGAUUGAACCAACUGGUGUUUUAUCGAAAGGGAAGGGGUUGGAGAUGUAGCCAGUGGGGCUUCACUACCCCAACUUAGCAGAAGUUGCUAAUGUUACAGGCCAUCUGAAAGUCAUUUCUGGUCAUUGAACAGGUGGCACUGAUUGAUGUCCACUGAUAGUGGCUACACUGGUGGGCAGACAGUGAGCAUCUCUAAUUUGGAGAGGCAGCUCAUGUCUCGGCUCUUGUGCCAUCAAUGUGCAUCGUUGUGCAAGCUUUGGUUGAGAGGGGUGCCAGUAUUUAAAUCAAGCAUUCCCUCUGGGUGAAAGUGUUAUUGUGCAAGUUGUAAUGGAUCAGCUCUGUAUCCAUCUGCAAAGUGGAGAGCUGUUAAUUGCACAGAUGACAAUGGUGAUCAAUGUAACAUAGCUGAUUUUUUCAUUCUUGCUUUAUACUCAGCAAGUAUGGUGUUUACAGAGUCUGAGCAUUGGACAUUUAGACUUACUGUGAAAGAUCUUGAGGUUACCAUACAAGAAUGCUUUUGAGGUGGCGGAUCCAGCGCCUUAAAUAGGAGUUUUGAUGGAGAAUGUAUUCAUGAUUUUACGGAAUAGCUAAGAUUGCCUUUACUGUUGUGCUUUUACUAAUGCAUUGUCCUGCUGACAAGCUUGCAGCGCAACUGGAAUACCAGUCAUUGUGGCUAUUGCAUUUCUCCUCUAUCAAAAAGGAAAUCAUUUAAUUAUUGUUCUAUAAAUAUGAAUAUUUUGUCAUGUUUGGCGAGUUAUACACAAUUCACAGGUGAAUAUGGCUUUAAAGGUUGAAUGUAACGGUGUAGCAGCUAUCAGAAUUUAUUUUUGUAGCAGGUUUAUCAGGGAUAAAUUUGUGAAUUGAUUGUUUAUUUAUUUUGAUGUGACCAAAGCGACAUGUGGAUGUAUAUGGUUUAUUCUAAACUAUAGUUGCAUUUUGUUGUAUGUUUUUAUAUUCUGCACCAAAGUCCCUGUGUAUAUAUUAUAUUGGUACUACUGUACCUGUUAUAAAUACGAUGAAUAUUCACUGUGUGUUUUACUGAAGAAGAUAAAGCAGCCUUUUUGAAGUUGUUGUACAGAUGACAGACACACAAAAAUGGCAUAAUUUUGGCAUGGGUACGGUCUAGCCCAUGUGUGUUUAUGCUGUUCUCUUAAUCAUUUUAGCCGUCUUCUAUUAAUUGAUAUUGUAUAACACAAUGAAAAGUAAGAUCAUCUUAAGAAUUCUGUUGUUGAAAUCUUAAUAAAAAUAGAACAUUUUGAACUGACAUGUGAAGCAACAGGGUUAUUGUAUAUUGUUUUAUAAUAGAAUGUUGGUCUUGCUACAACAUCUAAGCUCUGAAUAUAUCAUUGGCAGCGUGACAUGUUGUGCUGUUUGCUGUAACUAAAGAUGUGCAUGUCAUCGGCAUGCCAAAGACCUGUGUAACUUAUUCAUCAGAAUGACUUUACUUAAAUUACUUUGUCAGCAUUUCAGUGGUUUUUAAAUGGAAAAUGGCUUUGACAUUUUAAUAAAAGCUUUAUUUUUAUAUGGUA
This is a messenger RNA of Oncorhynchus kisutch (coho salmon), 3149 nucleotides long. It is a transcript of the gene ets2, whose product is annotated as v-ets avian erythroblastosis virus E26 oncogene homolog 2. Gene Ontology annotation, cellular component: nucleus. Gene Ontology annotation, biological process: cell differentiation; regulation of transcription by RNA polymerase II. Lineage: Eukaryota; Metazoa; Chordata; Actinopteri; Salmoniformes; Salmonidae. The transcript has 10 exons. Gene Ontology annotation, molecular function: DNA-binding transcription factor activity, RNA polymerase II-specific; sequence-specific DNA binding. The record is from RefSeq and is a predicted model, not a curated record. The coding region runs from base 240 to 1628 and encodes 462 amino acids.